CAGACGGAGAGCAGCCGAGCAGUCAGACAGGCUGAGCCGAGGAUUAUUAUCGAAGACUUGCCGCUACUCCUCCAUCAAGUUAUGGAUAUUUUUUAAAGCUCUUGAUGAAGUUAUUAAGUUGUAAAGUAUGAGUUCUCAUGUUAUCACCCCUGGACCGUAUCGAGCCACGAAACUGUGGAAUGAGGUGACCCGUUUGUUUCGGGCCGGUAUGCCCCUCAGAAAACACCGGCAGAACUUCAGACACCACGCCUCCUGCUUCACGGCCUCUGCCGCCGUGGACUGGCUGCACCAGCUGCUCCGGAACAACAGCAACUUCGGCCCCGACGUCACAAGGCAGCAGACGGUGCAGCUCCUGAAGAAGUUUCUGAAGAACCACGUGAUCGAAGAUGUGAAGGGUCGCUGGGGCAGAGACCUGGAGGACAACGGCACGCUCUACAGAUUUCCCUCCACCUCUCCUCUGAAGACCAUUCCCCGUGCAGCUCCAACCUCAGCCUCCCGCUCCAUCAAGAAGCGGCCUUCAUUCAGGGACAAGGACGUUUUCUUCAAGUUUAGGAGUAUCAAGAAGCACGACAAGGAGACACAAGAAAAUGUAGAUCCUGCCUCCAAGGAGGCGGAGAAUCAGCCAAUGGGAGAGCAGCAGGUGCCGAGACGAGAGCUGACAGUAGAGGAUGAGCAGGAGAUCUGGAGAGACACCACCCUGACCCACCUGCAGAGGAUUCUGGGAGUUGCGUCUCUUGAUGAAGUUUUGGACCAGCGGUACAUAAACCCACAGAACAUCAUCCACAAUAUGACCAAAGUCAACAAGCACGGGGUGGUUACUCUGGACGACAAGACAAAUGAUCUGCCUCACUGGGUUUUGUCUGCCAUGAAGAGCCUGGCCAACUGGCCCAAGUACGACAGCGAGCAGCCGUCCUAUCCCGGCUUUGAGAGAGACGUCUUCAAAACCGUGUCUGAUUACUUCUACAGCCUCCCGCAGCCGUUACUCACAUACGAGCUGUAUGAACUGUUUAUCAACGUCCUGGUGUUUUGUGGGUACGUUGCAGCGCCCGCCACACACCAACGCGGGAAGCGAAAGAAGCAUGACCUCCCCUCGGCGCCUCCCCCGGCCAAAGCGUCUUUCCGCUCCACAGAGUGUCUCCUCCUGUCGCUGAUCAGACAGGGGACAUGCGACGAGACCGAGUCGCCCAUGAGCGACGUGCUCGGCGGGAAGCUUCAGUCCCGGCUGGCGGCGCUGAAAGGAGGUGGCGGUCAGCUUGGCGGUCAGCUCGGCGGUCAGCUCGGCGGUCAGCUCGGCGGCAGCUGCAUCAGCCUGAGUACAGUUGUUUCUAUGAGGCCUCAAUCCAGGAGCUGUUCUAUGGAAACUAUCCUAGACAACUCUGCCCCUCUCACCCGGCAGCAGCUUUUUCUCUCCAACGAAAGCCUGGCGUCCUGCGCCCGGAGCUACAGAAGCCAGGAAGACAGCCCUGCAGUCACGACGCCACGCUCUCAUACAGACUUCACAUCAGUUAUUCCUGAAACUGCUUCAGGAGUUAAACCCACAAAUAGACUGUCUGUGGCGUCUUUCACAGGCGCGUCGGUCACACAUAGGUUGCGUUGUUCACGGCCUCGCAGCGUGGGCAGCUGCCUGGACAUUGUCGUCGAAACAAGAGAGGAAGAGGUGAAGGAAACGAGCAAGUUGCAAGACCGAGCAGCCAGCUGCAUCAACGUGAACACUCCUGCACUCCAGCAUCACUCCGCCUCCUCUUCAUCACGCUGCCCCUCGCUUUCCUCCUUACACCCUCCCGCUUUCUCCUAUCACCCCCUCUCCUCCUUCUCUUCAUCUGCUACCGCCAAAGCACAAGGGUCGCACGCUGCCGCGGCACCCGGUGGACCCAGACCCGCCGCCAGCACCUCUAAUCUCAGGACGCUCUCUGCGCCCGCUGUUGUCCGGCGCUGCCUCAGCUCUCUGGAUGUGUCGAAGCCGUCUCGACUCGUCUCGCUGCUCAAAGCGCCUGUCUGUGUGCCCACCAGCAGCUCCCAGCCCACUCAAAGCAAACCUGAGCCAAGCCUCCUCCAGCCUCACUGUGAGCGUGUAGCCAUCGAGGCCCUGCAGCUCUGUACGCUCCUCCUCCCCCCCACCUCCCGCAGGAAAUUGCAGUUACUCAUGAGGAUGAUGUCACGCAUCAGCCAGAACGUGGACAUGCCCCGCCUCCACCCCGCCAUCGGCACCCGGACACUGAUGGUUCACACGUUCUCCGGCUGCGUCCUGGGCAGCGCUGAGGAGUGUGAUCUGGACGAGCUUCUGGCCACAAGACUGGUUUCAUUCCUUAUGGACCAUCAACAGAGCAUCCUCUCGGUCCCAGAGUAUCUGCUCAGUGCCAUCAGUGACCACAUACAGUACCUGCGUGCAGUACAGGUCCCAGUCGAUGGUGUUACUAACGCUGAUGUUGGCGAUCCAGUUUGCGCUCCAAUGCCGAUCUACGCGUUUUGCCAUCAGAUCAGCGGCGCCGAGUUCGAACAGCAAAAAGCGGAGUCUUCUCAAAAAGCCAUGGAGGAGCUGCUGGAGAUCCUGCUGACAGACCAACACCUGAGUGAGAAGGACAGACGCAAGAAACUGAAACAGUUUCAGAAGCAGUACCCGGACAUCUACAGCCGACGCUGUCCCUCUUCAGACAGGGAAAACAACAAACCAAAGAUUAAACCGCCGCUCCUCAGCAUCAAGAAGACCAAAGCUUUCAGCAUCAGGAACUAAAUUAACUGUACAGGUGACGCCUUUAUAGAAGCCUCAGCUCUUUACAUCAUUAUAACUGCACUCUGGUACUAAGACGUUGGAAAACUGACUUCUCUUUGCAGCAUUUAUCUUUUCCUUGUUACAUUGGAAAUGCUUACACUCCUGUUGUGUGUCAUGUAUGAGCUGAUAUGUAACUUCUGGACUUCUGCAAUGGUAUAAGUGUGUGUUAAUGUGUGUGUGUUGACAGCUGAGUAUAAUGAAGGCAACACCAUGUUUUAAUGAAGCUGGGUUUUUUCUUCUGAAAUAUAGUUUUUAUAGUUACACAAGUGUUUUCUCUUUAGCCUUUAUUUCCCCCGCUCAGCUGUUGCCUGUUUUGCUCGCUGAUACUGACCUGUGUGUGUGUGUGUGUGUGUGUGUGUGUGUGUGUGUGUGUGUGUGUGUGUGUGUGU
Labrus bergylta (ballan wrasse) is the source of this 3159-nucleotide messenger RNA. RefSeq names its product DEP domain containing 1a (gene depdc1). Gene Ontology annotation, biological process: intracellular signal transduction. The record is from RefSeq and is a predicted model, not a curated record. NCBI's taxonomy places the organism in Eukaryota, Metazoa, Chordata, Actinopteri, Labriformes, Labridae.